GGCCCAAAUUUUCAAUUUCUUUCUUUGAUAUUUCUAGAGGAUAACAAGGCCACAAAAAUCCCCUCCCCUCCAUUUUCUGCACUACGCUCACAGAUUUAUCUGCACAAAAUCUUAAAAAUAAAUUUCCAUCAUAAACCCUUUAAUCUGAAUGCUCUGUUUAGCUAAACCCCACUGAUGAGUUUAGCUUGGAUUGCUCAAAGAUGGAAGCUUUUUCAUUCAAACCCACAAUUGGUAGCAUCAAUACUUGUGACGCUGGAUUGUUAGUCCCUUCUUUUUCAACCCCCAAAAAGCUUUCUUUUUACUGGAAAUUCAAGAAAGUUGGGAUCUUUGCUUGUAAAGAUGGAGGUGAAGUUAAUGGGGAGGAUGGAAUGAGGUUUAAGGUUGGAAAGAUGCUUAGUGAUGACCCUAAACUUGCUCUCUCUAAGAUAAUUGGCCGAAAUUCAAACCGAGAUAUAUCUAAUUUGGGAAUUGAGAAAUUGUUAUACAAGAAUAAUGAUAAAGAGUUGAGAUAUAGUAGAGAGGUAGUUUCCAAGAAAGGUGUUAAUCUCGAAGUUGAUGAUAAACCAAGCUUAUCUAGUGUUAAGAAGCCAAGCCUACCAGUUCUAAAUGCUGUGGAUAAUAGGAUAGGCAGUGUUCCUCAUGUUAUAUUGCGGAAACCACCUGCAGUACUGGAAGAUGAUACUGGGAACAACAAUUUGUUGAAAUUCAAGAUUCAGCCAAAUUUGUCAUUGACUAUGGGGAAAGGUAAGGCAAAGGAGAGGUUUAGUGAUUUCACCUUAGUAACGAAGACUGAGGCUGUUACUUCCAUCGAUCACGGUAAACAUGAAUAUUUUGUGAAUACAAGUGCAAUAGCUACCAGUGAUUUCCAUAAAAACAGCAUAAAAAUCGACUCACAGUCUGCUUCAAAAUCAGACAAUGUGAAAGCCAAUGGAAAGUCUGUGCUGUUAGAUAUUAACCAUGAACAAAACUCUAGUGAGGAACAUAAUGUAUCAACCUCUGUUGAAGAUCUCUCAGUAGUUGGUGAUUACAGCCAAUUCAAUGAUUCUCUAGCAGGAUCGCAGCCACUUCAACAAAGUGAUAUAGGGUCCUCUUUGAAAACUGAUCCUAGUGUCGAAAAAUCUAAGGAACAACUAGUAAAUGCAAGCAGCAGUACGUAUAAGGAAGCUACACUGCAUAAACCAACAAGAUUAGAUCAAUCUGUGAGACCCGCCUCAAGUGCUCUAGCUGAUAAAAAGCUAGUUAGGAAACAAACAAAAUUUGACAGUGCUGUGCUUAGGGACCUCCCUAUAUCAUCACCUAAUAAUGAACUUGAAGAUAUAGACUGGACAGCAGCCGAAGAUCUGGUGAAGACUGGACAUAGAGAUGAAGUGGAAUUGAUAAGUGCUAGUACACGGGGAUUUGUUGUAUCUUUUGGCUCUUUAAUUGGAUUUUUACCAUAUAGAAAUCUUGCACCUAAGUACAAGUUCUUCGCCUUCGAGACAUGGUUGAGAUAUAAAGGCUUGGACCCAGCUAUGUACAAGCAAAGUCUAAGCGUAAUUGGAAAUUCUAAAGAUACAAGCAAGGCUACUGCUCUGUAUUCUAGUUUAGACAUACAAAUUGAUCCGGAAGUUACAAGCAAUAUGGAGCUUGAAGAACUGCUUACAAUUUAUGAUGACGAGAAGUUCAACUUUUUGACAUCCUUUCUUGACAAGAAACUUAAAGUUUAUGUUAUAUGCGCGGACAGAAAAUCAAGAAGGCUAUUAUUUUCUGUGAAAGCAAAGGAACAGGAAGAAUCAAUUGAAAAAAAGAGAAACCUUAUGGGAAAACUGACUAUUGGAGAAGUAGUGAAAUGCUGCAUAACAAAGAUUACGUACUUUGGUAUAUUUGUUGAGGUUGAAGGAGUUCCUGCAAUGAUUCACCAGACAGAAGUUUCAUGGGACGCUAAUGUAAAUCCAACUUCAUAUUUCAAGAUUGGCCAGAUUGUGGAAGCCAAAGUUCACCAACUAGACUUUUCACUUGAACGAAUAUUUUUAUCAUUGAAGGAAGUAGUGCCAGAUCCACUGACUAAAACCUUGGAGGCUGUAGAUCAUGUUACACAGAGCAGUGAAUCAGCAACAGCAGAAGCAGAUACUGAGUGGACUGAAAUCAAAAAACUAUUAAAAGAACUACAUCAAUUUGAAGGGAUCGACUCUGUUUCAAAAGGUCGAUUUUUUCUGAGUCCUGAUUCCACCCCAACAUUUCAGGUUUAUAUGGCGUCCAUGUUUGAGAAUCAAUUCAAGUUGCUUGCUCGAGCUGGAAACAAAGUACAAGAGGUGAUAGUAGAAACAUCAUUGGACAAAGAAGACGUGAAAUCUGCAAUUUUGACAUGUACUAACAGGCUCCAUAGCUGAGUAAUGUGUUAAAUAGUUAGUUUAUUGUUCUUAUUUGUGUGUCCCUAUUAUAUAUAUACAGCAUAUAUAAAAAAAAUAGAAUCAUUCUUUCGAUAGAAUUACACGUCUCAUCUUUGCUCCAGUCUCCUUUACGUUCUAAUUGUCAGAGAACUUAGAAAUUUUAAUACGAAGCUCCUCCCUUGUUCUCCAGUUCA
Molecule: messenger RNA, 2563 nt
Organism: Daucus carota subsp. sativus
Lineage: Eukaryota; Viridiplantae; Streptophyta; Magnoliopsida; Apiales; Apiaceae
Exons: 14
Coding region: 201-2369 (722 amino acids)
Molecular function (GO): nucleic acid binding
Source: RefSeq, a predicted model, not a curated record